ACCAGGAAGUCUGUGUUGCGUUGGUACUGAACUGCCAAUGCAAGGUGCGGUACAUGCACAUGGUGGAUCACAGGGGUGCACGUUCUCAAGCCUUUAAGCAGCAUAUUCCUGUGAGUUCUACUGACUAGAAUCAGAGACAUGGAUGACGUUAUCCAGCUCAAUGUUGGCGGCUGCCUGUACACCACGUCGAGAUCGACUCUGACUCGCUACCCGGACUCCAUGCUGGGUGCCAUGUUUAGAGGUGACUUCGACCCGUCUGUUCGUGACGCCAACGGGGCUUAUGUCAUCGACGGAGACGGGCCCAUCUUCCGCCAUGUCCUCAACUUCUUCCGACGGGGAAAGCUGAUUCUACCGGAGGACUUCAAGGAGUGGGACCUGUUGGCAUCAGAGGCAGAUUUCUAUCAAAUCCCAGACCUGGUAGCGGCAGUGUCUUCGCGUAAGGAGGUGGAGGACAACCCAAAAAUGGAAUUUGUGGAAUUCACAGAACAAUCUAGUAGUUGUAAAUACAUGGGCAGUUGGGAAACUUUGAAUGAACUACCGCGUGAGUUUCUUAUUGUAUUUGAAGCAGAUCCUAGCUUGGUAGAUUCAAAGGCACAACGAUUACGAUCCCUAGAAGAUAUUCGGUCGAGUCUGGAAAAGUAUGGGGAGAUCUCGGGAUACUAUGGUCGCUGCUCCAUUCAGUCGCGCUUUAACUCAAUCCGACCCAAGAUAAACCGACCAAAUUGGAUGGAGGCAUUAGAGACAUUAUUGAAAAUGGAAGACAUUGUCAAGUUUGAUGUUGGCGGUUGCAUGUACACCACGACGCGGUCGACUCUUGCUAGCUACUACUCGGGCUCCAUGUUGGCUGCUAUAGUCAGCGGUGAACUUGACCCGUCUGUUCGUGACGCCAACGGGGCCUAUAUCAUCGACGGAGACGGGCCCAUCUUCCGUCACAUACUGAAUUUCCUCCGACGGGGCGAGCUUAUUCUACCGGAGGACUUCAAGGAGUGGGACCUGCUUCGCAAAGAGGCCGACUUCUACCAAAUGCCUUGCCUGACAAAGACAGUGUCUUUGCGCAAGCAGUCAGAAUUCGCCGAUGCUCAGUCGCGUAAAGAUUAUGACUAUGAGUUGCUGAGACAACCCGUAGAAGACAACCCGAAAAUGGAAUUUGUGGAAUUCAUAGAACAAGAUAACAAGAGUUGCAGAUACCGGGGCAGUUGGGAAACUUUAGAGCAACUACCACGACGGCAGUUACGCACGGUUUUUGAACUCAGUCCACGGUACAUAAUGGAUGAAAUUGUCCAUCUAAAUGUGGGCGGUUGUACAAUGUACACCACGAAGCGGUCGACUCUGAUUCGCUACAAGAAUUCCUUGCUGUUCAAAAAGUUCCAGUUGCUAAGAUUUAAUAAUGACAAAGUAAACGGAGCUUACUUCAUCGACGGAGAUGGGUCCAUCUUCCGCCAUGUCCUCAACUUCCUCCGACGGGGCAGGCUGACUCUACCGGAGGACUUCAAGGAGUGGGACCUGCUGGCCUCGGAGGCCGAUUUCUACAAAAGAAUUCUCUGCAGGAAAAUGGAUGACAUUGUUAGGCUGAAUGUAGGCGGCUGCCUGUACAGAACGUGGCGGUCGACACUGACUCGCUACCCGGACUCCAAGCUGGCUGCCAUGUUCAGUGGUGAACCUGACCCGUCUGUACUUCGUGACGCCGGCGGGGCCUUUUUUAUGGACAGGGACGGACCCAUCUUCCGCCAUGUCCUCGGCUUCCUCCACAGGGGCAGGCUGAUUCUACCUAAGGGCUUUACGGAGUGGGACCUACUGGCUGCAGAGGCCAAGUAUUACAAAAUCCGUGCUUUGAAUACGGCAAUACACUAUGAAACUUCUUAUGAAGACGAGUAUGAAUUCAUAUGGCUAACUGCAUGUGCAAACGUGAGCUACUCGUACCGUGGCAUCCUUGCCCUCUAUCGUUUAGAGCCACUUCAUGAGUUCUUCUCCGCAUAUUGCAAUCAACAAGCUGGUUGGGAAAUCGUCUAUGAAUAUACACUCAACCUUCCACCCGGUAUCGAAACCAAUGUUCACGAGGAUUUUGAAAGACGUAAGGUGGAGAUAUUCAAGGAUAUUCUUAGACAUGGAUACAGAUUGAGAGAACGGUCCUACACGUUGAAUCCUGCCGGGGUUAAGGAAUUUAAAUGGAAAUUUGCAGAGCCCAUUAGUCGCCGUUAGAAAUGUAUCAAAUAUCUGAUAUAAUGAGAAUUGCGAACAGAGAACUGAGAACAGCAAAGUUCGGUGCUGCACUAGUCUUGUGAUAGCAGAGGACUGUAAACUUUCUGUCUACAUGACGUCGUAUUUUUCUAAUGAAUAUGCAAAUAAGCAUCAACACAACACCUGAAGUCUCUGGGACCAAUUACAAAAAUAAACAAAGAUUAAAUUAAAUGGAACAAAAACUACAAUGUUACGGUUUUACAAUAAAUGCAGGAGUUCGUUCUUUUAUACGAAAAGCUGUUUCUAACGAAACGAAUAUUCAUUCACAUUACUGUUCAAGGGGAUAAGGACUUUGAUCAACAUUGUAUUUUAUUCUUCCAACUAAAGAAAUGGCAAUCGAUUUUUUUUGUUUUAGUUUAGAUCAUUCAAUUUAUGACUGAUUUGCGAUGAAAUGUUGACUCAACCAUGAUCACAUCUAUAAACAUUUAC
Messenger RNA from Patiria miniata (bat star), 2667 nucleotides. RefSeq lists its product as uncharacterized. The record is from RefSeq and is a predicted model, not a curated record. Gene Ontology annotation, biological process: protein homooligomerization. Gene Ontology annotation, molecular function: protein binding. NCBI's taxonomy places the organism in Eukaryota, Metazoa, Echinodermata, Asteroidea, Valvatida, Asterinidae. The coding region runs from base 139 to 2199 and encodes 686 amino acids. The transcript is spliced from 5 exons.